UGUUCGCCAUCACUUUAGUCAAUGAACCGGGGUGAUUGAGAAUUAACAUAAAACGCAUUCAGCUUUGACAUUUGCAUCUCUCAGUUUCUGCAUUGAAUACGUAUAUCAUAAUAAUAUAAAACGUGUGCAUUUGGUACAUCGCGCGACUGGUGCCCAUUCGAUUGGAAUAAAUAGCAUGAGAUUUUGUCGACAUUGCAAAUAGUGUUACAUCAUUGAUAGCAACAACAGCGCUCACCGAGAGAAGAACAAUUGCAACGGCAAAUUGAUCGUUGUCACAAAUUUUGUUUUCAUAAAUCAUACAAAGUGAUCGUGUGCUUUUGCAUCGAAGUGCCCGUGAUUCAAUUCACAGUUGAACAAUAAACAUGUGGAAAAUCGGUUUGUUUUUGGGUGUUUUAAUCAUCGCUGCUGCCUAUGCAGCACCACAAGCGCCAGCAGACCAAGAGAAAUAUGAGCCGUAUGAAUAUCAGUACGAAGUGAAAGAUCCGGAGAAAAUGCUAUUUUUCGAUAAAAACGAAAUUGGCGACGCGUCAGGAAAGGUGACUGGAAAAUAUUCCGUAUGGCUGCCAGACGGACGUUUAAUGACAGUGGAAUACUCAGUAGCCAAAGAAACGGGAUUCGUGCCGAAAGUGACAUUCCAAGAUAAUGCCAAUCCACUUCAAGGAUAAAAAUUAUUCGCUGAUUAAUUGUCAUCUUGUUAUAUUUUUGUCUUUAAAAUGUUCUAAAGUGCGAUAAUUGUCUCCUCAAUAAAAACAAAAUGACCGUCCACACUGUCUAACAAUUCAAAACGAACCGU
Messenger RNA from Sitodiplosis mosellana (orange wheat blossom midge), 793 nucleotides. RefSeq names its product pro-resilin-like. The record is from RefSeq and is a predicted model, not a curated record. Gene Ontology annotation, cellular component: extracellular matrix. The coding region runs from base 363 to 665 and encodes 100 amino acids. Lineage: Eukaryota; Metazoa; Arthropoda; Insecta; Diptera; Cecidomyiidae. The transcript has 3 exons.